Messenger RNA from Hypoxylon fragiforme, 1776 nucleotides. Its product is annotated as NAD(P)-binding protein. The record is from RefSeq and is a predicted model, not a curated record. Bases 446 to 1324 code for a protein of 292 amino acids. NCBI's taxonomy places the organism in Eukaryota, Fungi, Ascomycota, Sordariomycetes, Xylariales, Hypoxylaceae. The transcript is spliced from 5 exons.
CGAUCAUCUGCAUAUUCAUCAUCGAAACAUUAAAAUUGUAUUCCAAACCAUAAUUACAAGCAAUCGAGGGGUGUUGGCCACAAAGUCAACUCCCAUAUUUUGAAUUCAAGGAUACGAAUUGAUUUCUAUUGUAAAGGUAGGAAGUAAAUGCUUACUCAGGUAAGACGUUGGAACUGAAAUUCAGCUGACAACAACACGCAACUCAAUUAUAUUAAAACAUAAAAACAUAGGAGACAGAAUUGCAACAUUUGUCAGCAAUGUGUCUUUGUAAGACUUAGGCUACUAGGUAACGACAACGUCAAUGAAUCAUAGGUACCGGUAUUAGGAGUUAAGCCCAAAAUAUACAUAUAAACCAUCCCACGGAUUAUCUAUCCGUACGAAAGUCCUUCUGCUUAGUAUCAUACUUUACGUAUAUCUACCUACUGUACACUUCACGUCUAUCACUAUGGCUGCCAUUGCAAAGACUAUUGUCGCGACAGGCACCUCCUCAGGCUUGGGGUUCGAGCUUGUCAAACAACUUCUCGCCCAGGCGCAACCAUAUAACUUCAUCCUCGGUGCUAGAGAUACACAGAGGACGCAAGCAGCUUUCGAAGGCCUCAAAUAUGACACUAGCAAGCACAGCUUAACUAUCCUUCCCGUAGAACUAUCGGACCUUACGACAGUCAAGACUUUUUCGCAGAAAGUCCUUGACAAGGUCGGACAGGGCAAAGUUGACUACCUGUUGCUGAAUGCAGGCAUGUGGAAGAGUAGUACCGAUGCUGGCCCUCGUGGCUCCAAAUGGAACGAUUCUUAUAUCGUUAAUCAUCUCUCUCAGCAUUACCUCAUUCACCUUCUUCAAGAGAAGCUAGAAGCCUCGCAGUCGCGCAUCGUUGUCGUCUCCUCGGGAGCGAUUCGGGGGGCAACAGAUACUUCUGCACUUGACGAGGAUGCCAAGGCUGGCUCUACACCAGUGAAUAGUCUAUAUAGUGCCACGAAGUUCAUCCAACUUCUCGGGGCUCACUGGUGGCAUCGCCAACUCCAGGGCAAGUGCCAAGUGGUUGCUGUAUCGCCCGGUAUGAUCCCUGGCACGAACCUUGCGCGGCAUGCCUCCCAAACAAUUCCCGCGAAUCACCCAGAUGCGAAGACUAUCGCUGAAGGUGCCCAAAGUAUUUACCGUGCUUUUACCCGAGACGACUUCCCUGAAGACCCCGACCAGAUUUUCUUAACUAGCUGGGGUGAAUGGUGGUCUAAGGAUAUCUACAGCCUCAGCCUAGAUAAGAAGCUUCAGGACAAGUGGUGUCCAAGCAAGGAAGACAUUGAAAGGGAUGAAGGCAUCACAGCUUAGUCUAUUCCAUCCAAGCUGGAGGAAGUGUGUCUCGAUGAUCUUGGGGUGUAUAAAACAAGGCACCAACCAUGUAAGCUCGACUUACCUAACCUAGGUCAUGACUGUAUUAUACGAUGACUUCGCCUAUAAUAUCAGAAACGAUAUUUUUGAUUGCAAUCAGCCAUAUGCCACGUCCUCUUGAACCCCACAUUGGUAUCGCUUUGCCAUUGCCAACACGCGCGCCUUAUCCCCCUACUAGCUGCCACAUACGAUAGGACAUACAAACACGGCAAACAAAUGCGAAAGGAAUCUGCAAAAAGAAAAAGAAAAAAGAAUUGGUACAGGAGGGAUUUAACCUCCAAAGCUGGACUCGCGGGGAAUCGAACCCCGGACCACUCCCAUGCUAAGGGAGUAUUAUACCACUAAACCACAAGCCCGGGCUUAUCAAAAGAUAGGCGGUGAUCUUUCAAUUG